AUCAAGGGAGAAUCAAGCGGACAUUUGCCUAAAUUAAACAAUAAGAAUAUAUUCAGUAGCAGUAGAGCUCUUCGUGAGAUUUCGUCUACAGAAGUGCUGCCACCUUACCUAUUUCUGCCGCCUAGCAGUAAUCUACACUGGUCAUAACUCUUCCGCUAUGCCGCCGGUUGUGUCUUCUCUUUUUGCGUGGAAAGCGGAGCAUAGACGAUGGGUCUCUGCUCCGUUUUGAUGGAAACGUAGCCUUCCUUUUUAUACCAGGUAUUGUAAUACGCAAAUUAAAAAUAAAUCCCAUUAUUCAAGUUACGUGGCCCCAGGAACAUUAUAGAAAACAUAAGCUUCUUGGAAUUAUUAAUCGUCAAAAUGAGUAAAAUAAUUUCUUCUGCCGGUAACCUUCUAAUGGAAAAUAAAAUAAUGAAAUUGCUCUCCGUCGUUGCGUUGAAGAAAACAAAGUUUAGUUCGAAAAGUGAAGCUACGUUCGAAACCAAACCUUACAAACUACAUAGAUUGAAAACAGGCCCAAGUACUACAGCCACGCUGACUGCCAAAGAAGCACUUAGUGUUUAUAAAAAUCUUACCGUGGCCCGCAGACUGUCGAAUGCUUGUGGGAGUUUGUAUAGAGAAAAGAAAAUUAGGGGAUUCUGUCACUUGUACACAGGUCAAGAGGCAGUUGCAGCCGGUAUGGUUUCGGUAAUGAGAAAAACAGACAUGGUGAUCACGUCAUAUCGAUGUCAUGCAUGGGCCCGACUUAUGGGAAUCAGCACACAUGGUAUAUUAGCUGAAUUAAUGGGUCGCGCAACUGGGUGCUCCCGUAGUAAGGGCGGCUCUAUGCAUUUGUAUGGGCCAAACUUCCUUGGUGGCAACGGCAUUGUCGGUGCACAGGUGCCACUAGGCACUGGCAUGGCGCUUGCUCAAAAAUAUAAAGAACUCGGUGGAGUGACCUUCGCGUUAUAUGGAGACGGAGCAGCGAACCAAGGGCAGAUAUUCGAGGCUUUCAAUAUUGCCAAACUGUUGAAUUUACCUUGUAUAUACGUUUGUGAGAAUAAUUUGUAUGCUAUGGGUACUAGUACGAGUCGGUCGUCAGCAAAUGUCGAGUAUUACACACGCGGCGAUUAUUUGCCAGGCAUCUGGGCAGACGGAAUGGAUGUCCUUGCCGUCAGAGAGGCUACGAAGUUCGCCAUAGAACAUUGUACUAAUGGACUUGGUCCGUUGGUGUUAGAGAUGGAAACUUACCGAUACCACGGCCAUUCGAUGUCAGACCCGGGCACGACGUACCGCACGCGCGACGAGGUGAAAUACGUGCGCAAGUCCAGAGACCCUAUCAGACUCAUCAAAGACAAGAUUAUUAACAGUGGACUUGCUACGGCCGAUGAACUCAAGGAAAUUGAAACGAUGGUAAAAAACGAAGUAAAUGAAGCGGUGAAACAAGCUGCGGCUGAUCCUGAAAUCGAUCCCGAAGAGUUGACAAUGCAUAUAUGCAGCAAAAAUCUUCAUACCCAAAUCCGCGGUGUAAACCCCGAAGCGCUUUUGCAGCACAAAGUUGCUGGGCGUAACUAG
This is a messenger RNA of Hyposmocoma kahamanoa, 1554 nucleotides long. Its product is annotated as pyruvate dehydrogenase E1 component subunit alpha, mitochondrial-like. Gene Ontology annotation, biological process: pyruvate decarboxylation to acetyl-CoA. The record is from RefSeq and is a predicted model, not a curated record. Lineage: Eukaryota; Metazoa; Arthropoda; Insecta; Lepidoptera; Cosmopterigidae. Gene Ontology annotation, cellular component: intracellular membrane-bounded organelle. Bases 361 to 1554 code for a protein of 397 amino acids. Gene Ontology annotation, molecular function: pyruvate dehydrogenase (acetyl-transferring) activity. The transcript has 9 exons.